UGAGUUGUUGUUCAUAUGUGUGAUUUAAAACGGACAAUACCGCUGGCUGGAAGUAGAAACUCGGGUUUGUGUCCUCUGUCGUAUGCGGCGCUUAAUGCAACACGAUACAGGAAAUACAAAAUGGAGGGCUGAUGGUUUUUCGGAAAGUCGAAGACGCGAAAGGCAGGUGUGAUCUAUCACGUCUUAGGGUGACCACAUUUAAAAUGCCCAAAUGCGGGACAUUCCGUAGGACAGUGUAGCCUAGAUACAGAUAUAUAUAUAUUUUGUGUGCAGCACCCCUCCCCCCUCCAAAACACAGCCCCUACUCGUGGUGGAACUCAAGAGAAAGAGGUGAAGCGAGAUGUUUCUCCACAGCUAGAAGAACGAGACAGAUAUUUCACCGGAUGUAAUUUGAAGUUGUAUAAAUGUGAAGCUUCCGCUUGGCGUUUUUUCACUCUUACCAAAUAUGGUAGUGAGAGGAAGCCCAGUGACCCCGCAGUGGGAGAAGAAGGAACCAGGUGGAUUUGGGCUGAUAUUCUGCACAUUUUGGCAUCGAUGAAACAUUUCAUCUCAACACAGUUUUCUGUUACGAACAGACUACAUUUUGUAGACGUUUUUUUAAAAACCUUUUGUCAAAGGUUUAAAUGUUUGAUUGUUUGAGUGUUUAAGGUGAUUUGAGUUAUUGCACCUCAGAGUAUGCGUUCCCUAACGGGGAAUGAGCUGGAAUGAGCCAAUAGGAUCUCUAGCUUGUUCUGCCCACAAUGACUAAUAUGUUUCCAUUUGAAACGUCAGGCAGUGGGAUAUCUGGUUAUGCUAUUCAAUUUGGAUCUGUAAUGUUGAAAUGUUACUCAUUUUAGCAUUAUGUGAUCUUCCAAGACAUUUAUUCAGCUUUGAUCUAACUUUAUGGGACUCCCAAUCACAACAAGGUUGUGAUUACAGCCCAGGAUUCGAACCAGGGUCUGUAGUGACUCCUCUAGCACUGAGACGCUGUGCCUUUGACAGCUGCACCUCUCGGGAUCCCAGUGAUCACCCUUAUCACAGCCUAACCAAAAACCAAUCUUCCGCUUUUCUGUGAAAUCUGUAUGAUUUUUUAACAUGCAUUACAAAACUUCCUUUUGGAUGGGCGACUGGCUGUUGUGAGCACAUGAUUGUUUGGCUAGCAAUGCUAGCUAGCUAAUAGUUUGCAGCCUGUAAAUUGUGGCACUAGCUACUACAUUUCUGAUAGCUAGCUAAUAGUUUACAGCCUGUAAAUUGUGGCACUAGCUACUACAUUUCUGUUAGCUAGCUAAUAGUUUACAGCCUGUAAAUUGUGGCACUAGCUACUACAUUUCUGUUAGCUAGCUAAUAGUUUACAGCCUGUAAAGUUUGGGACUAGCUACUACAUUUCUGUUAGCUAGCUAGCUAAUAGUUUUCAGCCUGUAAAGUGUGGGACUAGCCACUACAUUUCUGUUAGCUAGCUAGCUAAUAGUUUGCAGCCUGUAAAGUGUGGGACUAGCCACUACAUUUCUGUUAGCUAGCUAGCUAAUAGUUUGCAGCCUGUAAAGUGUGGGACUAGCUACUACAUUUCUGUUAGCUAGCUAAUAGUUUACAUAUGUCAGAGUUUUCAAAUUAUUUGGGAAUUUGUAUUGAUGUCCUCUCUAAGUUGUGAGUUGUAACAGGAGCUAAUCAGCCAUCUGGCUCGGUGGUUAGCUCCUUGCACCUUGUGGUGUGCACAUGACCAAUGAACGAGCAGAUGCUGUUUAGGUCAAACGAGGACACUGCCCCCCCCCAACGUUGAAUUGCAUUGAAUUCAACAUCGGGCAUAAAUGAGCGUUUUGUAUCAGGAAAGUUACCUCACACGACCUCUACAAGCCAUAAUUCAGAAUGAAAUGUACUUUACCGGUUGUCUGUGCUGUCGGGUGAUAUGACCAGCACUUUGAAAAGGUUGAUGCAUAUAUGGAUUUCCUGUAUCAUCGUCUUGAAAACUUGACAUUCCUACCUGCAACAACAACAAAAAAAUGUUGAUCAACCGCGUGGACAACCGGUGAAGCAAGUUUCGACAUUCUGCCGUGUAGAAGUCACAUGAGGAAACUUUCCUGAUCCAAAUUCAAAAUCUGUCGUUCUGCCCCUGAACAGGCAGUUAACCCACUGUUCCCAGGCCGUCAUUGAAAAUAAGAAUUUGUUCUUAACUGACUUGCCUGGUUAAAUAAGGGUAAAUACAUUAAAAACAAGUCAGCCAGUCCAAACACUGUUUUUUUCCCCCCUAAGAACAUUAAUCUUUUAGCUCCACGUUUGUUUGUUUUUUUGCCUUUUUAUAUUUAUUAGACAAUUCAAUGUUUGUCCCCGUGGUAACAUGGCAUUAGUCCCCGUCCCCGUGGUAACAUGGCAUUAGUCCCCGUCCCGUGGUAACAUGGCGUUAGUCCCCGUCCCCGUGGUAACAUGGCAUUAGUCCCCGUCCCCGUGGUAACAUGGCGUUAUUCCCCGUCCCCGUGGUAACAUGGCGUUAGUCCCCGUCCCCGUGGUAACAUGGCGUUAUUCCCCGUCCCCGUGGUAACAUGGCGUUAUUCCCCGUCCCCGUGGUAACAUGGCGUUAUUCCCCGUCCCCGUGGUAACAUGGCGUUAUUCCCCGUCGUAACAUGGUGUUAUUCCCCGUCCCCGUGGUAACAUGGCGUUAGUCCCCAUCCCCGUGGUAAGAUGGCGUUAUUCCCCGUCCCCGUGGUAACAUGGCGUUAUUCCCCGUCGUAACAUGGUGUUAUUCCCUGUCCCCGUGGUAACAUGGCGUUAUUCCCCGUCCCCGUGGUAACAUGGCGUUAUUCCCCGUCCCCGUGGUAACAUGGCGUUAUUCCCCGUCGUAACAUGGUGUUAUUCCCUGUCCCCGUGGUAACAUGGCGUUAUUCCCCGUCACCGUGGUAACAUGGCGUUAUUCCCCGUCCCCGUGGUAACAUGGCGUUAUUCCCAGUCCCCGUGGUAACAUGGCGUUAGUCCCCAUCCCCGUGGUAACAUGGCGUUAGUCCCCAUCCCCGUGGUAACAUGGCGUUAGUCCCCAUCCCCGUGGUAACAUGGCGUUAGUCCCCAUCCCCGUGGUAACAUGGCGUUAGUCCCCGUCCCCGUGGUAACAUGGCGUUAUUCCCCGUCCCUGUGGUAACAUGGCGUUAGUCCCCAUCCCCGUGGUAACAUGGCGUUAGUCCCCGUCCCCGUGGUAACCUCGCAGACAAUCCAUUUAGACCAGGUGUUUGAAAUGUUUGCUCUUUCCCAGCUAUUAAAAGGCGGCUAUUUAAGAGAUCUAUUUCAGAGAUCUAUUUAAAGAGAUCUAUUUAAGAGACUGCGUUUCGUUGGAAGUUGGACGGAGUGUAUUUCCCACCAUUUUAAUAUGUUGCUGUUAUAGAAGUUGUUGGUUUCAUUGCUUGAUGAUGAUGAUGACGAUAAUAAUAAAAUGUUUGCUGCUGAAAUAUUUAGGUUUUCCAUCAGGUCUUAUAAGGCCUUGUUCCACUCGUGAUCACUGCAACGUUCUAGAAUAAUGUAUUGACAUUAAUGCUAAAAACAUUCUUAGGUUGACCUUUUUUUUUACAUUGUUAUGCCAGUAUUGGACUUGUUUUUGGUUUUGUCAAAUGCAGUAGUUUGGGGCACGUGGUCAACUCUGUUAUCAGUUGAUCUCUCUGUGUUUAAUCACACGUGAAAACUCUACAGCCUUCCUAUCAGUGUAGAAUAUCUUUCAUGUCUCAACGCUUUGCACCAUGACGUUAACCACUUUGAAAAUAAACACGCUGUUAAGAAUAUUAUCUCGUCAAUAUUAUCGGAAAGUGUAUUAGUGUUUCUUAGAGACAUGAAUUGGUUUAGUUGACUCUCAAGUGCAGUGUUCUGUUUGGUUAUACGACUUUCAGAUCGUUGUCUUGGAAAGUUCCGUUACAACGAACCCUGACACCGUUUAUUGAUUUAUGCAUCCACGUAACCUUUCACAUUUUGAUUCAGUCUUCAUUCGAUAAUCAAUAGCUUCCACUUAACCCUACUAAAUCUGAUCUUUAGCGAAACUAGUUAAGCCCCGUUUCAUUACUGAAUAAACUAUUUCCCUUGGCAGUCUAUUAUCUUGAAAGUAUGACUGUAAACCUUUUGUUAAAAAAAGCUGCUUGCAAUCUUGCAAAUUUCACUAAAGCAGUGCAUGGAGUUUGUAAAAUAAUGUUGUAUGUUUUUCACGAUGACUACUUCUCCCCCUCCUGUCUGUUCCCUGUUUGCUUGCUGUUUUUCUUUCCUCCAGUGAAGAUGCAGGAACUGUCUUCUUCUGCUCUGACCUAACCAACAGAACCCUGAUGAUGUUCUAGAAGCUGUUCUAGAACAGUUUGACACACAACUGAUGUGAAAAGUGUUUCAGUGUGAAAUAGACUUGAAACUGACCAAACCGAUCAAUCGCAGAAAUCCAGUCUGCUUUCCAGUUUGAUUACUACUGUCCAUAGACCUGUCCCAGGGCGAGCCAGAGAGAAGACCAACCAGUAACCCUCCUGUGUGUUUCUCCUCUCCAACUCUUUCAGCUUUGCGUUGCUAUUGGAUCGUUGCGCUGCGCCCCUUUCCAGCCCGCUGAAUCCGAUUGGAGGGCUGGGAGUUGGGAUCCCGCCCCUGCAGCUCCUCUUAGGCCACGCCUCCCUGCAGCUGGCCCAGCUCGAUACCGCUGCAACCACCACUUCUGCCGCCAACCCCCCCCACCACCCUACACUCGCCUCCUCUCGCCCCCAUCAACCUCCUCACAGCAGCAGCGACCGUCAAUAAUAUGUCCCGUCCCCUAUAUAACCCCUUAGGGGAUCAGUACUCUUCACAGGCCCAGAGAUCUGCCGCCCAGAUGGGGCAGUACGGACUCACACAAUCCCAGGCCGGAAGGGACCCUCUGGGGGCCUCCCGCCUUGGUCUGGGGUCUGGUGGUGGUGGUGGUUCCUCCGGCCAGGGAGGCAUGAUGUCCUCGAUGGUGGCCCAGCAGAUGGGGUAUGACCCGGGGCAGAGAUCGACCGGGAUGACCCCGGAGAUGGAGACCUCCAUAGACCACCACAUCCGCGGGGCCAGAGAGGAGGUGAGGCUGCUCAGCCAGUUGAUGCAGCAGAAUAAGAACCAGCAGGUCUCACUGGACGUCCAAGACCUUCGCCUAAGUCGUGACCCCAUGGACGAGCUCUCGUCUGGCGGAGGGCUGGGCGGUUACACCCCUGGCCGGACCUCCAGCGACCAGCAAACUUCCAUGGACCCCUGGUCUGGCUUCCUGACCCAGUCUGCUUCCUCCAAACUCUUCUCCUCCACCCUUCCUCAGUACCAAAGCCAAACCUCUGGGUUUGGAGGUGCGGGAGUGCUGGGAUCCACCUCCAGAGGUUCCGAGGCCCCCAUGAGCGCCUCGUCCGCAGCCUCUCGUCCAGCCCGGUACACGUCCGAGUCCGCCAGCAGCAUCCUGGCGAGUUUCGGGUUGUCCAACGAAGACCUGGAGCUCCUCAGCCACUACCCAGACGAUCAACUGACCCCAGACAACCUGCCCUUCAUCCUCAGAGACAUCCGCAUCCGUAAGGCCAAUAGAACUAUGGAUGUGGACCCUCGGCCCAAGGUAGGCGGUGGACCUGGCCCAGGGUCCGACCAUGGUGGUGGAGGACAGAGCAAAGUGAUCGAUUACGAACAUUCUCGUGCUACUAAAUACGACAGUUAUGAUGAUGGUGAUAAUAGCCAACCCGAUAAUUACAGCUCGCGUAAUCCGCUCCCGAAAGAGAAGCCAAAAUAUGACAUGGUCAGAGACUCGCUGAGCGGGUACGCCGGCCAUUCCAUGACCUCCGACCUUUCCAAGCAGCGUACCCAACAGCAACACAUCCACAGCCCUGCGGUCCAGAGCCCCAUCCCCAUGACAGACGCAGGCUCUCGCAUCGGCCUUCCUCCGCCUUCCAGCCAACCCCAGCAGACCCUCAAAACCCACGGAUCAUCCUCUAAAGCGACAUCCAAGCCCAUGAACAUCCCUGUCCGCAGCGGAGACCAAGGACUCAACCGACUCCUGGCGUCCCAGAAUCAAAGCAACGCUCGGGGCCACGCUCAGCCCCGGUCCGGCCUGGUGGUUCUUGGUGGUGGAGCUGGGGUCGGAAUUCCAGGACUCAGGGUUGGAGGUGUCCCGGUCGGGGUUCCUCCUCCCACGACACCCCCCAUUUGGCCUUCCAUAUUCCCCAUCAUGAACCCGUCAAUCCCACCUCCUGGUCAUGUCCCAGUGACUUUUCCUCCGCCCCGGAUUGGUCCGAUGCCUUCCAUGCACCAGCAGAUGAACCUACCUCCCCCGAUGAUGAUGAUGACGAAGAGGUUACCGACCCCGACCAUGAUGAGCGAUUACUCCGCAGCUUCUCCCAGAUUCUUUCCUCAUACCUGUUCUCUCUGUAACAUAGAAUGUGCCCAGCUAAAGAACUGGAUCGAGCAUCAAAACACCGGUCUCCACGUUGAGAAUUGCCGUCUACUCAGGAAAUCGUAUCCCGACUGGAACGUGGAAACUGUCGCUGUAUCAAGAAAUGAAAGCAGCCAGUUGUCCUCCAAGCGCCGUCGGACAACACGCUCCGCCUCCCGUUCUUCAUCCUGGUCUCGCUCUCCUUCUCCUCUUCGCCCCUUCUCCUACCACACCCCCUCCUCCUCUACUCGCCGACCUCGAUCCAGGGAACGAUCCCGCGAACGUCGACACAACACCACCACCCGGCGUUCCCGGUCUCCGGGUUCACUUCGGGGCAGGGAGAGAGAACGUGACCCUCCGGCCUCGUCGUCUUCCCACCGGGAUCAGGAACGUCGACCUCAGACAGCCUCUUCAUCCCGGAGGUCACGCUCUAGGAGCUAUGAGCGGGAGAGAGCGAGGGAACGUCGGGAGACGACGAGGAGGAGCAGCCUGCCGAAGUCUAACAGUGCUGAGAGACUGGCCAAGAAACUACUGGAGUCAUCUGCUGGCCUCUCCCUGACGGAGAACACCAGUCUAGAAGUUAUGAUGCAGUCCCUCGCCCCUGCCCUCCUGGCAGAGCUCGCCAAGAAGAAGGGAGCCGCCGCCUCCUCUUCCUCCUCGAAGGGAGGUGCCUCUCGGAAAACUGAAACGGGAAUAUCCAAGUCAGGAAGCAAGCUCGGAUCUGGAAGGUCAUCAACCAGGAAAUCGUCCUCUCCCUCCAAGUCAUCCAGCUCCACUUCUACCAAGGUGUGUAUUUUGUCUUCCAGACGUUUAAAUGAAACUGUUAAAACCUCUUGAGGCUAGGGGGAACUA
Messenger RNA from Oncorhynchus kisutch (coho salmon), 7189 nucleotides. Its product is annotated as zinc finger protein 638-like. The record is from RefSeq and is a predicted model, not a curated record. The transcript is spliced from 6 exons. Bases 4718 to 7174 code for a protein of 818 amino acids. Lineage: Eukaryota; Metazoa; Chordata; Actinopteri; Salmoniformes; Salmonidae.